UGUUUUGUUGCUAAAUUUCUCUCUUCUUGUUUAUUCUCGCAUUAAACAAUAAAAGCUCGACAACAAAAGAGUUAAACAAGUGGAAUUUUUGACUAUUGAAUAUAGUUAACACAAAAGAACAAUGCCCACUCUGCGAAGAAGGCGAACAGCUGAUGCCUGAUAAGACUCAGAUGGGGUGACGGAAAACAACCCCUUUAAGGAAAAGGGCGAAAGCCUGGCAGUUACGUUUUGCAUGCGCUGCGAUAAAGUUUAAUCACGGUCUCAACUGGAAACCAAUACCGGAACAAUAAUAACAGAUGCUGCGCUAUAGACACCACUAGCUGCUGCUCACCCUCACCGUCUCCUCCCGCAUUCGCCGUUGCCAUGACCGGAGCGUUGUGAAAUUCUUGCUAUUCGUCAUCGUAGUUGUCGCCGUUGUGGAAAUCCCCCAUUAGGAUGGCCCUCGCAAGUGCUGCGGCAGCCCUGCUCAAGGGCUCCCAGACGCCGUUGCAGCAGCUCCUGGAGGACAUCAACUUCCAGCGCACCAAGGAGAUGCGGCAGCUGCUCAAGGAUGAUGGUGGCUUUGUGGUACUCCAGGGCACUACCUAUUGGACCGACCUGUUUGUGCGCCACUUUCUCUUCCAGACGGAACCCGUGCACAGCAUUGAUUCGGACGACCUGCUCUUUUUUGUUCGCAAGAAGCACGUAAAGAGCUCCUCGCGUCACAUGCCAAAAUUUGAGACUGAAGUGGAGGUAUUCCGCAAGGACUCGCGCAAACUACCCAUCGGCGAUCCCGAUGUGGACUGGGAGGAGACAGUGUAUUUAAAUAUGGUUAUACACCAGUUCGACUACACCCUGACUCUGGCCAUUUGUACAAGGACAUCACCAAAGGAGCUGCAGGUGCUGAGGAGGCAUUCCCAGCGGGUGUAUGCCAGUCCCAGUCGCCGAAAGAUGGACACCAAGGGCGAGGGCGAGGAGAUUACGUAUCCGCACAUCUGCUUCAUGGUGGACAACUUUGAUGAGGUGUUCAGCGACAUUCUGGUGCGUGACGGGGAGAUGGUGUGCGUGGAGCUGGUGGCCAAUGAUAAGGAUGGAGCGGUGCAGGGAGUGAUUUUCCUAGGAUCCAUACGCUAUGAUGCCUUGAAGAAGGUCUACGAUGCCAGGCAAUCCAGCCUCAGCUCCAAGGUGGCGCAACGCAUGUCCUUCGGGCUUUUCAGUAGUGGCGCCGGCGUUCAAACCCGCUGUGAAUUUGUCCGAAUGAAGGGGCCGCAGGGCAAGGGCCAUGCCGAGAUGGCGGUGACAAAGCCAAAGGGUUCUGGUGUGGAGACGCCCACCAGCGAGCCUGGCUUCUGCGCCACGGACAUGUGGGACGAAUGGGAGGAGGAGAACGACGACUAUUGCACGUAUCGGCAUCAACGACGCCUCAGCGAUCCCAGCGCCAAUCUCAAUAACUUCUCGCGCUACGGCUGGCGCACAAAGAACUUGUCGAACAACCAGGACAUGGUCGGCAGCGGCACCAGUCCCAGUGUGGGGGCCAAGGCGCGAUCGGAAAACGAGGGCCUGGACUCACUCGCCAGCGAGGUGUCCGAAAUCGAGGCCGGGGAUCUGCGCGACGAUCAGCAGCGUCCUGCUUUCUCGGCCUCUGCGGCAAAACUGCACCCAAAUCCGAACUGUGAGACUCACAAACUCGCGACUGGUGGUGACCAAACCGAACAGGGGCCCCAAGAAUCAUCCACAGCUCCACAGUCGGCAGCUGCUGCUGCUGCGGUACCGGCUGUGACUCCGCCACCCUUAAGCGCCGCCGUGGAGGUCACAGUGUCCGGUGAGAAAUCAAGCAAUGGAACAGGACAGAGCUCCACCACUACAGGUUGCAAUUGCUUUGGUGGCAAGAAGUGCAAAAAGCGCUGGCCGGCGGAUAAGAACACGGACACCCCGGAAAUGUCCGAGAUUUACUGCCCCAGCUGCGAGGAUCCGUCCAAUGAAUCCCCUGCCUGCCUGGCCAAGAUGCCCGACAAGCGGCCCACGCGCCUCAAGCCCAAGCCCAGCAUCCUGAGCGUGGAGAGCGAGGUGCUGGUGGUGGGUAAACGAAACAGUUUUAGGCUUCCAUCCGAGGCCAAGCGCAAGCAGCAGGCCAGCGGCAGUAUCACCAGGAGCGCCUCGCUGAGUGCCGCUGAUCGCAGGACCAGCCUCCCGGUGGCCACCAAGAAGAUCAUACCCCCAAGACUGCGCAUGGCCAAGGCCAAGGAUCAGGAGAAGGAUAAGGAUAAGAACAAGGAGAAUGACAAGAAGUCUUCAAACCAAAAAGUCAAUGGCACAGCGGGCAACUUUCUGUCCAAGAUGUCGCCAAAACGCCUCAGAGGUGCAAAGGAUAAGGACAAGGACAAAGACAAAGACAAGGAAAGUGACAAGGACAAGAGCAAAUCAGUGAAUGCUGUAACCAAAAAUAAAGGCGCCAACAAUAAUAAUCCAAAGGCAGAAAGCUCCAAAAGCGAAGAGUACGAAAUAGCCGAUGACGCCACUUCCCUGAAUGGUGACUCCGAUGGAGCUGGUGCAAUGGCCAAGAUGGCUAUACUAAGCGAGAGCGACAGCAAGCUUAUGAUCAGUGUCCGAGGUCGUGAGGAGCUGCCUGUGGUGGAAUCUCCAAAGACGCCAACCAACCGCUUCGAGAAAUGUGUUCGUGUGCCUGUCGAAGCGGAGAGUCACCCCUUGCAACCGAACGAGAAUAAUGAGAACGAAGAUGAAGACAAGGUGAUCUCACCAACGGACGUGGCCAAUGGCAACCAGGAGGCCAGCAGUGCCACGCUUCCGCGGACAGCCAAGCAGGCCCAUGUGAGCAAGAUGUUGCACUUGGUUCCCAAGCGGCGCACUCCCGAUGGCACCAACAUAUACUAUUGGUGCGAUGUGCCCAAGAAGGCGCUAAAAGAACUCGACGAUGGCGCUUAUAAUCCUCUGUGGACCAGUCGAGGCUUUACGCAGUCCUUCCAUUUCUGGAAAGAGAAUCGAAGGCAGCAGUCCACGCCGCUCAACGCAUUUCUUACCUAUGUGACACUGCCCUGGUGGAGCAUUGCCAAGGAUCUGUUGGAUCACCGGGAAACACCUAUUCUGACCUUUUAGUAUUAACUUAAUUUGCGAUUGUGAUUUACGUGCGCCCUCUAUAUGCUUUAUAGCUCCUUACACAUGGCAGUGCUCCUAUUAACCGAUCGAAUGCCAUGAGGAUCAGUCUCAGUUCAAUUUAUCAGUAUGUACUUGCGUUAAGUUUCCUAAGCAGCAGAGCCAACCUACAAAUCUAUGAUCUACGAAUUACGAUAGUGAACACUGUUACCGACGAUGAUGUGAAAUUGAAUAUAUAUAUAAUUGUAAUAUUAUUUGUAAAUUGUACCGCAACAUUUAUACCACGAAAUAUAUAUACGAAAUAGAAA
Drosophila serrata is the source of this 3398-nucleotide messenger RNA. RefSeq lists its product as uncharacterized. The record is from RefSeq and is a predicted model, not a curated record. NCBI's taxonomy places the organism in Eukaryota, Metazoa, Arthropoda, Insecta, Diptera, Drosophilidae.